This is a messenger RNA of Cicer arietinum (chickpea), 2141 nucleotides long. NCBI's taxonomy places the organism in Eukaryota, Viridiplantae, Streptophyta, Magnoliopsida, Fabales, Fabaceae. The record is from RefSeq and is a predicted model, not a curated record.
UUACAUUCAUUAACAAUAUCAUACAUCAUUUCAUUUUUCAAUUUUUGCUUAUGGAAAUAGAACACCCCUUGUUAACAGAUAUCAUUCCAUACAUAGCUCUAAGUCACAACAAUGAGCUCUCUCACUCUCUACCUUUAUCCAAAACUAACACCAUGUUAGAAACAUCUCAUGAUUUUUGCUACCAUCCCGAGUCAUUUAAGAAGCUAGUGGAAAUGGAUUUGCCUUGUAAUGAAUCUUUAGAGGAAAAACUUUCUUGGUUGCGGUUCCAAAUUAUCGGCAAUGAUGCAGAGUUUGAUUCUUCAUUUGGAAGAAGAAAACUUGUCUAUGCUGAUCACACUGCUUCUGGCCGCAGUCUUCAUUACAGUGAAAAUUUCAUCAUCAAUCAUCUUCUUCCUUUCUAUGGUAAUACUCAUACUUGUGACAGUUAUGUGGGAAGCAGAACAACAAAAAUGUUACAUGAAGCAACUGAGUAUAUUAAGAAAUGCUUAGGUGGUGGUGAAGACGAUGCAAUUAUCUUUUGUGGCUCAGGCACAACGGCAGCCACCAAGAGGCUUCAAGAAGUAAUAGGAAUUGCAGUGCCUUCUAUUUUAAGGGAAAGAGUUUUGAGGAGCCUUAGCAAAGAAGAAAGAUGGGUUGUUUUUGUAGGACCACAUGAGCACCAUUCCAAUCUUCUUUCUUGGAGGCAGAGUUUGGCUGAGGUAGUAGAGAUUGACUUAGAUGAUAAAGGGUUGCUUGAUAUGGAAGCUCUAAAGCUACAACUUGAGUUUUAUAAAGAUACCAAUCGACCAUUGUUGGGAUCUUUCUCAGCUUGUAGUAAUGUCACUGGUAUCUAUUCAGAUACAAGAGCAAUUGCUAAGCUUCUUCACCAAUAUAAAGGUUUUGCAUGCUUUGAUUUCGCAGCAAGUGGUUCGUAUGUGGAGAUUGACAUGAGAUCAAGACAUAUCGAUGGGUAUGAUGCUGUGUUUCUUAGUCCACAUAAAUUUCUUGGAGGUCCUGACUCUCCGGGAGUGCUCCUGAUGAACAAAGCUUUGUACAAGUUAAGAUCUUCAACCCCAUCUACUUGUGGAGGUGGAACUGUCACUUAUGUCAAUGGCUUCAAUGAAAAGGACACAUUAUACUUGGAGAACAUAGAAGAAAGGGAAAAUGGGGGCACACCUCCAAUAAUACAAACAGUGAGAGCAGCAUUAGCAUUUUGGGUUAAAGAAUACAUUGGCUACAAAGAGAUAGAAAAAAAGGAACAAUUAUACAUUAACAAGGCACUUAAGAGGCUUGUAUCAAACCCCAACAUUAAGAUUUUGGGUAACUUAAACGCCAAGCGACAAGCUAUAUUAUCAUUUCUCAUAUACUCUACCAUAAAUUAUAGUGAUGAACAUGAAAGAGAAGUUAACUUGUGGCAAGAAAUGGGGAACCAAAGAGGUAAGCCACUACAUGGACCUUUUGUUGCAGCAUUGCUUAAUGAUCUAUUUGGUAUUCAAGCUAGAGGUGGGUGUGCUUGUGCUGGACCUUAUGGACAUGAGUUACUCAAUAUCAAUAAAUCUCAAUCACUUGCUAUUAGAUCAGCAGUUCAAAAGGGCUAUAUUGGAGUAAAACCUGGAUGGACCCGAGUUAGUUUUCCGUAUUACAUGAGUGAAGAAGAUUUUGAGUACAUUUUGAGUGCAAUAGAGUUUGUAGCUGUAUAUGGCCAAAGGUUCUUUCCUUUAUACAGCUUUAAUUUGAGAAAUGGAAGCUGGACAAUGAAGACACAGAAAUUUGAGACAUCAAACAAGGAAGACAACAACAACAUUCAUAAUAAAUUGUUGGAAACAAAUAUAGAGGAAAUAAACACUAAUAUGGAUGCAAGAAAAGAGUAUAAUGAUAGAGUUAAACAAGGUGUGUUUGUGAAAAGGAACCAAUCUUAUUUUGAUGCAGCCAAAUAUAUUGCUAGUAGCCUCCCUAAAUUCCCUCCUCAAGGUAUAUUGCAGGAUGGCAUGGAUUCCAAUGUCCUCUACUUUAGGGUUUGAGUUUUGAGUAUGUUGUCAAUACUCAAUACCAAAAAUUAUUUAUGAAUAUACUUGUUAUACUUGUGAUUUUGAGUCAUUUUCCAUUAGUCAUUUAUGUUUGAAAUGGUUCACAUUAUUGGAAUGAGUUUUAUUUUUCAUCCA